AUGAGUUACAGUCUUAACGCGCGUCAAGUAAACGUCCCAAACCAGCAAUUCUGGCCGGCGCAACUUCUCGCCAUUUUCGAACAGACCCUCCGUUUUGAUCUCACAAUCACUUGGGAAGACAAACCCGCCGAUUCGACCACAACCUUCGCCCUUGAAAACUGCUCGAUCGACGGAAAAGAAGUGAUGAAAAAUGGCUGUUCUUUGGACGUGACUCGUUUUCACCGAGUUCUCAAAUCGAGCCCGAGUAGAUUUGGAGCAAAAACACUUGAGUACAAAAUCCUCGAUAAAAAUGAAGGGCAGUUGGAGUCCAAAAUCGAAGAUCAUCCUAUAUUUGACGCGAAAAAACCUAAAAAUGAAGAAAAGAGAGAAAAACUAGCAAAACCGCCUGAAAAAAUCAAAAAAAUCAAAGAAAUUCGACCCGAAAAACCCGAAAAAACUCCUCUUCCACCUGCGAAACCCCCUCAAAAAUCAAGAGACCCGCUAACUUACUGCCUUCCUGGCCAGAAAUACUCAGACAUCCACCCUUAUAUCAACCAAAACUGGCAACUAAACCUCUCCCGAGAAACCUCAACCGCCGAGGAAAUGCAUGAAAAGCUAAUUCACCGCCUUUCGGAAACAGAAAAAGAAGACUGGAUUUGUAAAAUCUUCGGCGAUCGACUCACGGAGCAAGAAAACAAGGACGAGGAGGUGAGCAUUGCUCAUUUUUACCAAGGCGGGCGAGGGGAGGAGAAGCAGAUGAAGGAUAGAAGCUUCAAAAAAGACGAUGAGAAAUUUGGAGUGAAGGGAUAUGGAUACAGAAUGUGCGGAAAUUGUGUUUUCACGAAGGAUCGGGAGAAAGCGGAUGUGCUGGUCGUCGACAACGGACCCCUCCUUUUUCAUCAAAAAACCUUCGGACUAACCAACAACGCGACUUUCAAAAACAACGAAAAUCUCCAAAAUCCAAAGACGAGAAAGAACUUUCCCGACCUUGAGCACCGAAAUCUUUCGCAAUACUGGGUUUUUGUCAAUUAUGAAAGUGGCGCGAAAAAUAUCGAGACUCAGGCGCAUCUGAUGCCGGAUGAUCUGGACGGAGCGUUUAAUAUUACGUAUUCGUACAGAAGAGAUAGCGAUAUUGUCAGAGGCUAUGGCUCGACUCAAAACAUCCUUCGCGACUUCUACUUCAGUUUCAAAAGCGGCGCUUCUCUCGGAAUCUCCGACGAGGAACACUUGAAAAGAAUCAUAGACUGGAAAAACAGUCUGAAAAAGAACAAGAACAAGAAAAACUUGCACACGGCCUGGUUUAUUUCGAACUGCGAUCACACAAUCGGCGCUGUAAAACGAUGGGCGUACGGAGAAGAAAUGAUCAAAAGCGGGCUGAAAAAGCAUCUUCUCGGCGAAGGCAAAUGCUUUGAGAAAGAAACCGAGCAUGUUUUCAGCAAAAAAUCGCUUUCGGACGCAUUUUGGUCGAAGAUGCGCUUUUACCUUGCUUUUGAAAAUGCGAUCCACUGCACCGACUACAUUUCCGAAAAGUUUUGGCGAAACUCGCUGACUGCUACGCUCGUUCCGGUCGUUUUUGGGCCACAUUAUUUGGAUGUUGCGAAAGUUGCGCCGCCGAACUCGUUUAUUCAUGCCGAGCAAUUUGCGACGCCAGCCGAUUUGGUGUUUUAUAUGGAGUUUUUGUGGAAGAAUGAUACUGCUUACUUGGACUAUCAUAGGUGGAGGAAUUUGAGGCCGGAGUCUGUUUCGCGAAGAGGGGAGAGCUACAGAGCUAUUGACCGAGAUAUGUACGAUUUUUGCCGAAUCUGCCGCCUUGUCCGAGAAAAACGCGCCGAAAAAGUGUCCCGUUGGUACAAAAGCGUGAUGAAAUUCUGGAGAUACGAUGUUCAUGAUGAAUGCAAAGCGAAAGCGACCUUUCCUGAACGAAUCGAAAACAUAAAAGACAAUUUUGUCGAAAUUCCUCUUCAAUAA
Molecule: messenger RNA, 1947 nt
Organism: Oikopleura dioica
Lineage: Eukaryota; Metazoa; Chordata; Appendicularia; Copelata; Oikopleuridae
Source: the annotation of a GenBank genome assembly